GAUUUUCUGCUUCCCUCGUCGGUCUCCAAGUUCCAUCUCAAUCGUUUCAAGCAUCAAGCCAUGACUGAGUACAAGCUCGUUGUUGUUGGCGGCGGCGGUGUCGGCAAGUCCGCCUUGACCAUCCAGCUCAUCCAAAACCACUUCGUGGACGAGUAUGAUCCCACCAUUGAGGACUCGUACCGCAAGCAGGUCGUCAUCGACGAUGAGACGUGCCUACUCGACAUUCUCGAUACCGCCGGCCAGGAGGAAUACAGCGCCAUGCGCGACCAAUACAUGCGAACUGGCGAGGGCUUCCUGUGCGUGUACGCCAUCACUUCGCGACCAUCGUUUGAGGAAAUCCAUCCUUUCAGGGAGCAAAUUUUGCGAGUUAAGGAUGCCGACGAAGUGCCCAUGAUUCUUGUUGCCAACAAGUGCGAUCUUGAGAGCGAUCGUCAAGUGUCGCACACGGAAGGCCAGGCAACAGCCAAGCAAUUUGGCAUUCCCUUCAUGGAGACUUCUGCAAAGACCCGAACGCGUGUCGAGGACGCCUUCUACACUCUUGUUCGUGAAAUUCGCCGCUUCAAGAAGCGCAACGCUAGCAGCGACACUCCCAAGAAGAAGAAGGCCAAGUGCCUCCUUUUGUAAACGAGGUUUUUUUUUUCUUUGUUUUUUUUGGAGCACGAGACACAUUUGAGCACGAAAACAACCCCAAGUGCUCAGAGCGCCGUGUCCGUGCAGUCACUUUCGUACAUUCCUCGACAAUAAUCGAGCGAUUGUGUGUUUAUUCUUUGUUUUUUUUUGUUUUUAUCAUCCGUCCUUCUUGGCAAACUGCUUUUUUCCUUCCCCACCUUCGUUUCUACGCUUGUUCAGACGGGAAAAGGAAAAGCCAACGUACUUGCUACUUUGUUGUUUGCUUUCUCCUUUCCGAUGAAAGCGAGAAUGUCUACCGUUUCGCAUCCGUGCAUCUUGUUGUUCUAGUUGUUGAAUUUCGCUUUUUUUUUUCUUUUUGGUUUUUGUUGUUGUUGUUUUUUCUACUUCUUCCUUGUUGGCAUUGAUGCCAAAGGGUUGAUGUUGUUGUUAUUUCUUUCGAAUCCGAACAUCGAUUGUUUGAACUA
Messenger RNA from Capsaspora owczarzaki ATCC 30864, 1094 nucleotides. RefSeq names its product ras family protein. The transcript has 4 exons. Gene Ontology annotation, cellular component: plasma membrane. NCBI's taxonomy places the organism in Eukaryota, Filasterea, Ministeriida, Capsasporidae. The coding region runs from base 61 to 624 and encodes 187 amino acids. Gene Ontology annotation, biological process: Ras protein signal transduction. Gene Ontology annotation, molecular function: GDP binding; GTPase activity; GTP binding. The record is from RefSeq and is a predicted model, not a curated record.